AUGGCGCAGUCCAACCUCCUCAUCUUCGGUGCUACCGGCAAUAUCGGCCUCUACAUCACCAGGGCCAUCGUGCAAGCCAAGCAAUCUUUUGGCCAAAUCUCCAUCUUCACCAGCGCGGCAACCCUCGAUAGCAAGCGGGAGAUAAUCGACGAAUUGAAACAACAAGGCGUGCAGAUCAUUGCCGGCGAUAUCAGCAACCCCGAGGAUGUGCGCAAAGCGUACACUGAUAUCGACACCAUCAUCUCUGCCCUCGGCCGUGGUGCCAUCGCGGCGCAAAUCCCCCUCAUCCAAAUUGCCAAUGAGACGCCGCAUAUCAAGUGCUUCCUGCCCUCUGAAUACGGCACUGACAUUGAGUAUGGCCUCGCAUCGAAAGAUGAGAAGCCGCACCAGCAGAAACUCAAAGUACGCGCGGCGUUGAAGACGGUCCGCGACUCGUUGGGGUAUGCGUAUGUGGUGACCGGCCCUUACGCUGAUUUCCCGUUUUAUCUCGGUCCAACGAAGAAUGCGCCGCGGGCUGGGUCGUUUGAUAUUGUUGCGAAGAAGGCGGUAUUGCUGGGGGAUGGCAAGGGGAAGAUUAGUUUGAGUGGGUGUGCUGAUGUCGGCAAGUUUGUGGUUCAUACCCUCACGCACUGGGAUGCCGCGCGGAACCGUGCGUUGAAGCUGAAUUCGUUCACGACUACGCCGGAAGACAUCUUGGCGGAGUAUGAGAGACAGACGGGCAGUUCCUGGACGGUGGAAUAUACGCCCCUGGAGGAGCUGCGGCAAUUGGAGAAGCAGGCUUGGGAGAAAGAAGAUCCCUCCGCGACAAUUUAUACGCUGCGCAGGAUCUGGACCGAGGGUGGCACGUUGUACGAACGUCGCGACAAUUGCGACAUUGGCGCCGAGGAGACGAUCACGUUGCAGGAGUUGGUGCGAGAUUCGAUUCAGCAACAGACAGGGGUUGUGUAG
This is a messenger RNA of Aspergillus affinis, 948 nucleotides long. RefSeq names its product NAD(P)-binding protein. Bases 1 to 948 code for a protein of 315 amino acids. NCBI's taxonomy places the organism in Eukaryota, Fungi, Ascomycota, Eurotiomycetes, Eurotiales, Aspergillaceae. The record is from RefSeq and is a predicted model, not a curated record. The transcript is spliced from 3 exons.